Molecule: messenger RNA, 549 nt
Organism: Hevea brasiliensis (rubber tree)
Lineage: Eukaryota; Viridiplantae; Streptophyta; Magnoliopsida; Malpighiales; Euphorbiaceae
Exons: 1
Coding region: 1-549 (182 amino acids)
Source: RefSeq, a predicted model, not a curated record
AUGCCAUCAUAUGUGAAGUUCUUAAAGGAAAUCCUCUCAAAUAAGAGAAAGCUGAAGGAUUAUGAGACAGUUGCUCUGACAGAGGAAUGCAAUGCCAUUUUGCAAAAUAAGCUACCCCCAAAACUUAAGGACCUUAGAAGCUUCUCCAUACCUUGUCUUAUUGGCAACAUGAACAUAAACAAGGCCCUUUGUGAUCUUAGUGCAAGUAUGAAUUUGAUGCCUUUAUUAAUAUGCCAAAAGCUGAAUGUUAGAGACCUUAAACUAACUACGAUCUUAUUACAACUGGUGAACAAGGCUGUCAAGUACCCUAUUGGCAUUUUGGAGAACAUCUCCAUCAAAGUGGGCAAAUUCUUUAUUCCUGUUGAUUUCAUUGUCCUGGAGAUGGAAGAUGUUCAAAUUCCCAUCAAAUUGGGAAAGCUUUUCUUGAAAACCAUCAGAGCUAUCAUAAAUGUUAAAAAUGGGCAGUUAACUCUCAAAGUAAGAGAAGAGAAAGUAGAAUUCAACUUGUUCAGAGCAAUGAAACAUAAGCCAAACACUGAUGAAUCUUGA